AUGCUUUACACGACCAAUCCAGUCUGCCUGCAGAACUCGUGUGUGAAUCCUUUCGCACCCGGCUUGAUGGACAUCCCGAGGCUGGCGACCAUGAUCUGGCAGUGUUCGCCAGAGGGUGAGGUGAAGAAGAACGUCAAGUUCUGCAGGGAUGCUUUGGACUACGACGCAGCCAUUCCAUCUGGAAAUCAAAGCACUACGCUGGAUCAGAUCGUAGCGGCUCAGGAUAGCGCAGCGUCAACGAUGUUCUUCUACCAUCUUAGCGCAUUGGGCUAUGACGCGUGGGAGUUCCGAAGACCGAACGAGACAGAGGACGUCUGUGUGCAGAGCGUAUACAAGCUCACGUGCCUCACCUACUUCCCCAAGAACGAGGCGGGAUGCAAAACUGGAGCUCAGAUCCCCUUCCUUAGACCGUGCCGGAACGCUUGCGAAAGUUAUCUGAGCCAGUGCCAGGUAGAGUGCUGCGAUGCCAGCACGCAGUGCGUCUUCGUACACGAAGGCCAGGACGGCAGUGAGCAGUCUGGAUACUACGAUGCCGACGGGCCCUCUGCCCUGUGCACUGGCAGCGGCGCCGGCCGCCUGGCCUCCCCCGGAGCGCUGGUCCUGCUGCUACUGGGACUACAGAUGUCCAUGUGGGAACGACGGCCUGGUUGGGCAAGGCACCUGCUCCUAGCACUGGCACUCUCUUGCGCCACAAGCUUGCAGGGGUGCUCGCUUUUCAUCCCCAGCCAUCGGGUGCCGAACUGGAAGAAGGAUUCGGAUUACCUCGUGCGCUUUGAACAUGUGCCAGCCGGGAAGCUUGAGACGGCAGCGACACUGAACUCGUGCAACAUUCUGAACUCACCGGAGGGGGACGAGGUCUGCUCUGGUCGCGGGCAGUGCAAGCCCUGGUCGAUCCAGCCCCUGAAGGUUGCGAGCCUCAAUGCAACAGUUUCGUCACUCAAUGCGCUCUCUUUCUGCGAGUGCGAUUAUCAGUGGGCUGAUCCCGAGUGCCGGACCAGGAGAAAGUCCCAGAUGAAGGCCUUCUUCCUGAGCCUCGUCGCUGGCAUCUUCGGAGCAGACAGAUUUUACCUCGGCCUCUGGGUGUCUGGGUGCAUCAAACUGGUCACGCUCGGCGGUUUCGGGCUGUGGUGGCUUUACGAUGUUGUCCGUGUGGGAUCCGCGCCUAUCUAUGCAGACGACUUCAAGGUUGCGGCAGACUUGCCGCACUGGUUGUACCUGCUGAUUGUGAUCCUCGUCUUUGGUGGGCUGGGCCUCGUCUACAGCUUGGAGUUGUACGGCAGGCACAAGAGGCAGAAGCGCCACGAGGCCAUGCAGUUCUCGCUCGAUGAGGAAAGAAGUUUGAAGACUCCCCUGACAGAAAGCAACGACCCGAGCAACCCUUGGAGCGGGCACCGCUCUGCGGGCUACGGAUCCACACUUCCCCAGUUCCCCACAGCGGGUGCGCCGCUGGUCCUGCGGUAA
Molecule: messenger RNA, 1461 nt
Organism: Symbiodinium sp. CCMP2456
Lineage: Eukaryota; Dinophyceae; Suessiales; Symbiodiniaceae
Source: the annotation of a GenBank genome assembly